This is a messenger RNA of Rhizophagus irregularis DAOM 181602=DAOM 197198, 198 nucleotides long. NCBI's taxonomy places the organism in Eukaryota, Fungi, Glomeromycota, Glomeromycetes, Glomerales, Glomeraceae. The record is from RefSeq and is a predicted model, not a curated record.
AUGAAUUCGCGUCAAAUCUUCUUUGCUCUCUUGAUUGUGUUUAUGGCUGCUAUCGUAACAGCCUCCUCUCCUUUGAAUUUAUAUCAAUUAACUAAGAGAGGAAUUGCUCAAAAAGACAAAAGUCCAUCGAAAGAAAAAAACGGCACAGUCAAGGCUGCACUUAUCUUACCUUCUAGAGGCGAACCCGAUGAUAUCUAA